CCAGCCAUGGAGCCCCCUGCGAGCUAUAUAAGGCCGUCCACCUGUCAGUCUGGGCAACACAACUCACGACUUACGACCCUCAUCACGACUACAAAUCUUAUUUUCAACCACCAUGCAAGCAGCAUCAAACGCAGCACAGAGCGUACGUCCCAUCCGCGCACCGCAGGCGUUGCGUGUAGCUGAUGGUCCUGCCACAGGCCAUGGGCGACUUCCCCACUGUCGUUCGCCCAGAGUACAAGGUUCGCCAGGACGGCAGCACCAUGAAGGCCCUCGCCUGGUUCGGUGCCCGCGACGUCCGCCUCAUCGACGCGCCUAUCCCGGAUAUCAGCGAGCCAGACGAUGUCAUCCUUCGCAUUACCGGAACCACCAUCUGUGGUUCAGACCUCCACCUCUACAACGGGGAGAUCGUCAACCUGCAGAAGGGCGAUAUCCUCGGCCAUGAGUUCAUGGGUGUCGUUGACGCCAUUGGUCCCAACGUGAAGAACCUCCAAGUCGGCCAGCGUGUCGUCUCUUCUUUCCAGAUCGCAUGCGGCGACUGCGAAUAUUGCAAGCAAAAGCUAUCUUCCUUCUGCGAUCGCACCAACCCCUCUAGUCUUCAGAACGCGAUGUAUGGCCACCGGGACGCCGGGUUCUUUGGCUACUCCCACUUCACCGGUGGCUUCGCGGGCGGCCAGGCAGAAUACGUCCGCGUACCAAAAGGCAACGUGAAUCUACUCCCCAUUCCUGAAGGCGUUUCCGACGAGAGGGCUCUCUACCUCUCCGACGUUCUCCCUACGUCGUACCACGCCGUGUUCGACACUGGCGUCACUGAAGGCGAUGUAGUCGGUGUUUGGGGUCUGGGUCCAAUUGGUCAAUGCGUCGCCAAGUGGGCACUCGCCAAGGGUGCGAAGCGCGUCAUUGGUGUUGACCGCGUCCCGGAGCGUCUGGCAUUCGCCAAAAACGUGUUGGGCAUCGAGACGAUCGACUUCUCCGAGCACAAGGACGUCGUGAAGCGGUUCCAGGAGGUCGCACCGGGCGGCCUCGACGUCGCCAUCGACGCGGGCACGUUCCACCAGCCGAAGAGCAUCCUCCACAAGGUCGAGAAGGCGCUCAUGCUCGAGACCGACGUGUCGGAGAUCGUCAACGAAAUGAUUAUGUCCGUCAAGAAGGGCGGCAGCUGCGGCAUCAUCGCGGCCUAUGCCGGGUACACGAACCACUUCAACAUCGGCGCGCUCAUGGAGAAGGGCGUGCGCCUCAUCGGGAACGGCCAGGCACCGGUGCACAAGUACUGGAAGGAGAUUCUCUAUGACUGGAUCAUCCCCGGCAAGUUUGACCCCGCUUUCAUGAUCACGCACCGUGUGCCGAUCGACGACUUCGUGGAGCUGUACGAGGCCUUUGACAAGCGUCAGAACGGCGUCGAAAAGGUCUUCGUCGAGACCAAGUUCUCGAACCCGCCCGCUCCCGGACUCCCGACGACGACACGGGUGGCAGAGUGGUAGAGCGUUUAAAUGUGGGGUGAGCAGCCUGCGCGGAAGAAGUUAAUAUGACUGUACCAGUAUGGAUGUAUCAUACGACUUUGUAAUGCCGUAAUUUUACGCCUGUUCUGUAUACUUGUUCGGUCCUUCUGGGAAGCGGAUAUAACGCGGCCGGUGGGUUUGUCGUUCAACCAAAGUGCUAUUUCUUGCACAUGUCCGGGACUUGUGCACUCCG
This is a messenger RNA of Fomitopsis serialis, 1689 nucleotides long. Its product is annotated as GroES-like protein. The record is from RefSeq and is a predicted model, not a curated record. The transcript has 5 exons. Gene Ontology annotation, molecular function: oxidoreductase activity; zinc ion binding. Lineage: Eukaryota; Fungi; Basidiomycota; Agaricomycetes; Polyporales; Fomitopsidaceae. Bases 183 to 1478 code for a protein of 431 amino acids.